Molecule: messenger RNA, 1335 nt
Organism: Ogataea philodendri
Lineage: Eukaryota; Fungi; Ascomycota; Pichiomycetes; Pichiales; Pichiaceae
Exons: 1
Coding region: 1-1335 (444 amino acids)
Biological process (GO): NAD+ biosynthetic process
Cellular component (GO): cytoplasm
Molecular function (GO): pyridoxal phosphate binding; kynureninase activity
Source: RefSeq, a predicted model, not a curated record
AUGGGAUCUCUCAAAGCGUCCGAGCUAGACGCCCAAUUCGACUGCUACAACGACAAGUUUGUGUUUCCGACCUUUGGGUCGAUGGGACUGGAGGGUCCAGCCGAGGAGAAGGUGAAUUACCUGUGUGGGAACUCCCUCGGGCUGAUGCCCAAAAGUGUGCCCCGGGCCAUCAACGACGAGCUGGACGCCUGGGCCGCCAGAGGAGUCGAGUCGCAUUUCCGCCACCCUAAUGAAGGUACUGGCGGCACCGCGUGGAUGGAUAUCGACCUGCCUGUGGUCCCACUCUUGGCUCCGAUCGUGGGAGCCAAGACUUCGGAAGUUGCAUGCAUGGGAACGCUAACGAUGAACCUGAACUCGUUGCUAUGUGCUUUUUACAAGCCAACCAGCCAGAAGUACAAGAUUCUGUUUGAAAAAGGUGCUUUCCCGUCCGACUACUAUGCAUUUCUCAACAUGGUCAAAUUGCACGGGUACUCCGAGUCUGCGUUGAUCCAGAUCGAGCCGAGAGAAAACGAGUUCACGUUGCGCACACAAGACAUUCUGGAUGCGAUCGACAAGAACGCCGAGUCCUUGGCACUGGUGUGUUUGCCAGGAAUCCAGUACUAUACUGGACAAUAUUUCGAGAUUGAGAAAAUUACCGCUUUUGCACAGUCGAGAAACUGUGUGGUUGGCUGGGACCUCGCGCACGCGGUGGGAAACGUGGAUCUGAAACUCCACGACUGGAACGUUGAUUUUGCCGCUUGGUGUUCGUACAAGUACCUAAAUGCGGGCCCUGGAGCCAUUGGAGGAAUUUUCGUUCAUGAGAAACACUGUGAAGCAUCACGGCCACGGCUUGCGGGGUGGUGGGGAAAUAACGCAGAAGAACGUUUCAAGAUGCUUGAGAAGUUCACACCCAUUGAGAGUGCGUUGGGCUUUCGCCAGUCCAAUCCGAGCGUGAUUGACGUUGUGUCACUUAAAGCUUCUUUAACCACCAUGCACGAAUGUGGUGGCAUCAAUAAGCUUCGCGUAAAGAGCAUGCAGCUGACUCGGUUUUUGGAAUCAUUGUUGCGGAAGUCGCCGUACUAUCGCAGCGCAGAAAAGCAAGGCGAUGACGCUGCUCCACACUUUGUUAUCUUGACUCCGUCUGACCCUGACCACAGAGGAGCCCAGUUAUCGCUGUUGUUCAAGCCAGAAAGCGUGAUGGACAAGAUCUUCAGCUACCUCAACUCGCGCGGCGUGAUCUGCGACGAGCGGCGUCCGGACGUUAUCAGAUUGGCCCCCACGCCUGCAUACAAUAGCUUCCUCGACUGCGAAAAAUGCGUUACCCUGCUUAAUCACGCAUUUUCCAGCUUGACAUAA